Messenger RNA from Cajanus cajan (pigeon pea), 2514 nucleotides. The record is from RefSeq and is a predicted model, not a curated record. Lineage: Eukaryota; Viridiplantae; Streptophyta; Magnoliopsida; Fabales; Fabaceae.
UAGAUGAUAGAUCUUAAAAAAUCCGUUAGAGAUAGAAAAUUGUAGGGUUUUGUGCUCCUAUAUGUAUAACCAUAUGCCGCAUCAAUUUCUCAGAAGCAAAGCCACAGUGUAGGGUUCUGCCAUGGCUGCCACUGUUAUCAGCCGUUGCAAACAGAAGUAGCAUUAUGGAUCAAGGGAGGCAGGUAUUCACAGUGGACCUUCUGGAACGAUAUGCGGCAAAAGGGCAUGGAGUUAUCACUUGCAUGGCUGCUGGGAAUGAUGUCAUUGUCAUUGGAACCAGCAGAGGAUGGGUCAUCAGGCAUGAUUUUGGGGUUGGCAAUUCAUUUGAGAUUGAUCUCACUGUGGGUCGUCCUGGGGACCAGUCAAUUCAUAGGGUUUUUGUUGAUCCUGGAGGGAGUCACUGUAUUGCCACUGUAAUUGGUCCUGGAGGUGCUGAAACUUUCUACACUCAUGCCAAAUGGACCAAGCCACGAAUUUUGAGCAAGCUGAAAGGUCUUGUUGUAAAUGCUGUUGCAUGGAACAAGCAACAGAUAACAGAAGUUUCCACAAAGGAAGUUAUCCUUGGUACAGAAAAUGGUCAACUUCAUGAGCUGGCCGUGGACGAGAAGGACAAGAAAGAGAAGUAUAUCAAGUUUCUCUAUGAAUUAACAGAACUUCCAGAAGCUUUUAUGGGCUUGCAGAUGGAAACAGCUAGCUUGAUUAAUGGGACUAGAUAUUAUGUGAUGGCCGUUACUCCUACUCGGCUUUACUCUUUUACUGGCUUUGGCUCACUGGAAACGGUUUAUUCAGGUUAUUUAGAUCGUACGGUGCACUUUAUGGAACUUCCUGGUGACAUACCAAACAGUGAAUUGCAUUUUUUCCUUAAGCAACGAAGAGCCGUACAUUUUGCAUGGCUUUCUGGAGCUGGUAUUUACCAUGGUGGCUUAAAUUUUGGAGGACAGCAGAGCUCUUCAAGUGGAAAUGAGAAUUUUAUUGAGAACAAGGCUCUUUUGGACUACUCCAAAUUGUCUGAAGGAGCUGAAGUAGUUAAACCAAGUUCAAUGGUGUUGUCUGAAUUCCAUUUCUUGUUGCUUUUAAGGAAUAAGGUCAAGGUUGUAAAUAGAAUUAGUGAGAACAUCAUUGAGGAACUUCAGUUUGAUCAAACGUCUGAUUCAGCAUCAAAGGGUAUUCUAGGAUUAUGUAGUGAUGCCACAGCUGGUUUAUUUUAUGCAUAUGAUCAAAACUCCAUAUUUCAGGUUUCUAUCAAUGAUGAAGGCCGAGACAUGUGGAAAGUAUAUCUUGACAUGAAUGAUUAUGCUGCUGCUUUGGCAAAUUGUCGUGAUCCUUUCCAAAGGGACCAAGUAUAUUUAGUGCAGGCUGAAGCUGCGUUUUCUUCUAAAGAUUAUUUUAGAGCUGCAUCAUUCUAUGCCAAAAUCAAUUAUAUUUUAUCAUUUGAAGAGGUCACUUUGAAGUUCAUCAGCGCUGGUGAACAGGAUGCUUUGAGAACUUUCUUAUUGAGGAAGCUUGAUAGUUUAGAAAAGAGUGACAAAUGCCAAAUAACAAUGAUAUCUACCUGGACAACUGAAUUAUACUUGGACAAGAUAAAUCGACUGCUCUUGGAAGAUGACUCUGCAUUGGAGAAAAGCAACUCAGAGUACCAAUCAACUAUUGAAGAGUUUCGUGCUUUUCUCAGUGACAGCAAGGAUGUAUUGGAUGAAGCAACUACAAUGAAACUUUUAAAGAGUUAUGGAAGGGUUGAAGAAUUGGUUUAUUUUGCUAGCUUAAAAGGGCAGUAUGAGAUUGUAGUUCACCAUUACAUUCAGCAAGGAGAAGCAAAAAAAGCAUUGGAAGUUAUUCAGAAGCCUUCUGUACCUAUAGAUCUUCAGUAUAAGUUUGCUCCGGACCUUAUUGCCCUUGAUGCAUAUGAAACCGUGGAAUCAUGGAUAGCUACAAAGAAUCUGAAUCCAAGGAAACUGAUUCCUGCAAUGAUGCGUUAUUCAAGUGAACCACAUGCAAAGAAUGAGACACAUGAAGUCAUUAAAUAUCUUGAAUAUUGUGUUCAUCGAUUACAUAAUGAAGAUCCUGGAGUUCAUAAUCUGCUACUUUCUUUAUAUGCAAAACAGGUUGCUUUAUACAUCCAUGAUCCAUGUACUUCUGAUAUGGAAGAUGAUAGUGCACUUCUACGUUUCCUACAAUGCAAAUUUGGGAAAGGACCAGAAAAUGGUCCUGAGUUCUUCUAUGAUCCUAAGUAUGCUUUGCGUCUUUGCCUCAAGGAAAAACGAAUGCGUGCAUGUGUUCAUAUAUACAGCAUGAUGUCUAUGCAUGAAGAAGCAGUUGCUCUUGCCCUACAGUUAUGUCUUAUGGGGAUGCUGCAAGACCAGCCAAUUGUUUCACGGAUGCUUUUAUUCUUUAUGCAAUAGAAGUCUUGAGCUAAGGAAAAUUCAUUGAUGAGGCCCAAAAGUGCCUUAUAGCGGGGAUUUUUCUUCCCUUUCUCAUCCCUUCUCCGUUGUGUCUUGGAAAAAGUUAGUUGCCUUG